This is a messenger RNA of Frieseomelitta varia, 1181 nucleotides long. RefSeq names its product dynactin subunit 6 (gene DCTN6-p27). NCBI's taxonomy places the organism in Eukaryota, Metazoa, Arthropoda, Insecta, Hymenoptera, Apidae. The record is from RefSeq and is a predicted model, not a curated record. Gene Ontology annotation, biological process: mitotic spindle organization. The transcript is spliced from 6 exons. Gene Ontology annotation, molecular function: dynein complex binding. Bases 77 to 649 code for a protein of 190 amino acids. Gene Ontology annotation, cellular component: dynactin complex.
UUUGAAGAAGCCCGCGCUCCAUCGUUUAAUUCUCCGAAAUCACCAAGGAGGGCGUUUACAGUGUCACCUGCUAACAAUGAAUUCAUUUGUCAAUCGUCGUACAAACGUGAAAAUAGCAGUAGGAGCUUUAGUAUGCGAGGAAAGUAUUUUAAAAGGGGAUAUCACCAUUGGACCAAACACUAUAAUUCAUCCAAAGGCAAGUAUCAUCGCAGAAGCUGGUCCCAUUAUAAUAGGUGAAGGGAACAUUAUAGAAGAAAUGGCAACAAUAGCAAAUAGAUUACCAGUGGAUGCUCCUGAACCAACUACAAUUCCGGUGCAAAUAAUAGGCAGUUACAAUGUAUUUGAAACUGAUUGUACUUGCGAAGCAUUUAAAGUUGGAGAUUGUAAUAUUUUAGAAAGCAAAGCAUAUGUUGGUCGUGAGGUUGAAUUGACCAAUGGUUGUAUUAUAGGAGCAUCAUGUUCAUUAACAGAAUCAGAUACAAUACCAGAAGAUACUAUAAUAUAUGGUAAUGAAUGUCAGCGUAGAGAAAUGCACGGUAAACCAUAUCCUCCAAUAAGUCAAAUAGAAUUUUUGUUAAAAAUUUUACCAACUUAUCACCAUAUUCGUAAACCUAAUAUAGUACCAACAAAGAAUGAAGGAGGAUUGUAGCUAACUACAUUGUUAGAUAAGACUUUCCAAUAGAAACUGAAUAUUAUUCAUGUGGAAAGGAUUUUCUGGAGAAGUAUAUGAAGAGGAAACGCAGUCAAGAGCACAGCGGUUGGCGAGCGCCGCUUUAUUUUAAUGAUCGCUCGUCGCAACCCCCUUGAACGCAACUCUUGUCGCGGAAAGUGGUGACCCGAGAGAGCUGUCAUAUUUUGACGUCCGCAGCGGGCGUUCUAGGCUAGAAGGGGGAGACGAGAAGAAAAGAGAUUAUUUUUCGUCGCGCUGGGAGAAGUCGGGAAUCAGUACGACGCCGGCUAACCAAGGGGAAAUCCCUAAUGGCGUAACAACCACAGAUUCCGAGUUUUUCUUAUCCCUGUUAGAACGAAUUCGUCAUCGAUCGGUUUUUAUGAAAGUAUUUGCGUGCAAAUCGAGAAGAAGUUAAACAGUCAAACCGUUAUAAAAUCGUGGAUUGUGACGAUGCCUUCGACUUACAACCUUGCAAGAUUGUACAACAUUAUACUACGACAGUUGCAACGAU